CACAGACUGUAAAAGGAGAGAGUUUAGAGACCACCAGAAGAGUCUUUUGUACAGGUUGUCUUCACUAGCAUGGCUAUCUAUCAGUCAGCCCCAGCAAAUGUUUGCGCCUGGAUUGGGCCGCUAUUCAAAGCUGCAUGUAUUAGCUUCGUUGGUUUCCUUGCUGUAAAGAUGUGGCAGAGGUUCAUGAGGUCAGAGAGCUACUCAAAGGGAGAGGCCCUCACACAGAGCACAGGACAGGCUCCUCCACGUGGUCCCCACUCAGGUGAAGGUGACCCUGAUGCCAAGGCUUCUGAAUCCUUUACAGCAGAACUCACAGACCAGACCUCCAUCAGUAAGGAUGGAGACAGCGAGGAGCCACUCCUAAAUGUGGGCGGAGAAGAUGGCCUCAGCCCGCUGGAGGAAUCACCAGACAAACAGGACUGCGACAGUGCACUGUGUGUGUCAGAAGGCAGUCGCAAGGCUUUAUACCACAAAGCAAUCUGUCUGAGGGAGUUGGGACGACUCAGAGAAGCGUACGAAUGUCUCCUCACAGCACCACAUGACAGGCAGUUGACUGAACUGGCUCAGGAUCUGGCCACUAAACUGGGCCUGAAGGGCCGUAAGGCUUACGUCAGCCCACAGACGGAGUCCACGGCCACAGAAGGGGAGAAUUGUGGAGAGACUUCCCCACCCACAGGAGAGGCUAUGGAUCCUGAAAGACAGAAACGAAGAGAGGAAAUUCAGAAAGCCAUGAGCUUUAUUCAGUCAUCAUUGCCUUUCCCAGAGCCAGAGAGUUAUGAGGCAUUUCUGACCCAGUUGGUGUGUAACUUGCUGGACGAGGGCAAUUCCUGCUUUCGAGAUGGAGACUGUCGUCAGGCAACCCAACAGUAUGGGGAGGGGAUCAGUGUUGCCCGCUACGCUCAGGCUGAGGCCCUAGUCAUCCCCAGCGAGCUGCUGGAGAGCCUGUAUGUCAACAGGGCAGCUGCCUGCUACCAGACGAGGGAGUUUGAGCGUGGUGUUCAGGACUGCGACAGUGCACUGUGUGUGUCAGAAGGCAGUCGCAGGGCUUUGUACCGCAAAGCGAUCUGUCUGAGGGAGUUGGGACGACUCAGAGAAGCCUACGAAUGUGGAACCAAAUGUCUCCUCACAGCACCACAUGACAGGCAGGUGACUGAACUGGCUCAGGAUCUGGCCACUAAACUGGGCCUGAAGGGCCGUAAGGCUUACGUCAGCCCACAGACAGAGUCCACGGCCACAGAAGGGGAGAAUCACGGAGAGACUUCCCCACCCACAGGAGAGAUGUCCUCCAAUGGGCUGGAAUCUCUGGGUGACAUUGGACCAGCGGACCUGGCUAAUGCGCAGUGUAUCCCUGCUCCCUUGGCCACACCCAUCCCAGUCAGCGAUGACCCAGCGUCCACUGUGGUGACCCCAUGCACUGACCUGUCAGAGAGCCCCAGCAGCCAGGGCCUGCCUCCCAUGCCGUACUCCGUACCUGUAUCGGAGCACAUGGAUGAAUGCAGCAGCAGUGUCAUGAAGGACGAGCUAGACAGUCUGCUGGAGUGCAUCCCUAAGAAAGUCAGUGAGAGUCCAGUUCAGGGUGCUAUCCCAACCAACCUCCCCAACACAGCGGUGGGUCUCCGGCCUCCAUACUCCCCAAGCCUUCCAGCCCCGUCACCCCAGCUGCCCCCAGCCUUCUUCAGCUCCUCCAUCGGUGACAUGCCCACUCUGGAGCCCUACCCGCAGCUGGCCCAGCGGGACCAGGGCUCUACCCAGGCGCAGGACGCACUGGGAGGCUUCUCCACAGAUGGAGAAGGGAAGUCAGGAGUCGCUGCUGGCGGGCUGGAUUCGUUGUCUGAGUACACUCUCCCUGGGGGACGAGUGUGUCACAGCUUCAUCCCUGGAAUGCGCAACCACAGUGCUGCACAUGCAAAUGGUCCAGCAGGAACCAACCUGUCCCUGCUCUCCAGGAAUCCUCUGGCAGCCACACAUGAGUUCCGGCAGGCCUGUCAUGCCUGUUACAGCCGAAUAGGUCCACGAGUGAUGGACUACAAGUAUCAGCCAGAGGCAGCACACCGCUGCAAGAGGGAUGUGCUGCUGUGCCGCCUCAAAAACACAGAUGACCCCACCUGGAAGAGGAUUCGGCCAAGGCCUGCACGGAACAACUUCCUGGGGGCAUUUGUACUCUGUAAAGAGGUGCAAGAGCGUCAGGAGUGCCAGUAUGGGGAGAACUGUACGUUCGCUUACUGCCAGGAAGAGAUUGAUGUGUGGACCCAGGAGAGGAAGGGAGCCCUGAGCCGGGAGCUGCUGUUUGACCCGCUGGGCAGCACAGAGAGACGGGCGCUCAGCGUCACCAGACUGCUGCAGCUCCACAUGGGCAUGUUCAUGUUCCUCUGUGAGGAAUGUUUUGACAGUAAGCCUCGCAUCAUCAGCAAACGCAGCAAAGAAAACUUAGCAGUCUGCUCAAACCUCACAGCUCGACACCCGUUCGACGACAACAAGUGCCUGGUGCACGUGGUGAGGUCAGCCAAUGUGCGCUACAGUAAGGUGCGUCCCCUGCACCCUCUCUGCCAGUUCGACGUGUGUCGCCACGAGGUUCGCUACGGCUGCCAGCGUGAGGACAGCUGCUCCUUUGCUCACUCUGUCAUAGAGCUCAAAUGCUGGGUCCUGCAGCAGGAUACUGGUAUCACCCAUGAAGAGAUGGUGCAGGAGUCCAAGAGACACUGGCAAAGGCUGGAGCAGAACGCACAGAAGCAGCAGAAGCCUAUCCAUAUUCCCCAUCCGAGCAGCAGCAUACCUGCAGGAGGAGUAGGGGGAAUGGGAGGUGGGGGUGGAGGAGUCGGUGGAGAUGGCAUGGGUGGGGGUGGUGUGGGCCCAGUGAGCGGGUUGGGUGUGGGAGGGUUAGGAGCAGGGAUGGGUCGAGGACGCCCCCUCAACCUGAAAAUGAAGUUUGUGUGCGGGCAGUGCUGGAGGGAAGGGCAGGUCAAUGAGCCCGACAAGAACCUCAAGUACUGCACUGCCAAAGCACGGCACAGCUGGACCAAGGAGCGUCGGGUCCUGCUGGUGAAAUCUUUCGAGAAGAAGAAGUGGGUUGUCGUUCGGCCUUUGCCUUUCUCCCGCACCUAUCCACAGCAAUAUGACAUGUGUGUGCAUGUGAUGAAGCAGAAGAAGUGCCACUAUAUUGGGAACUGCUCAUUUGCUCACAGUCUGGAGGAGAGGGACGUCUGGACGUACAUGAAGAACAACAGCUUGAGAGACAUGCAACAGAUGUACGAACUGUGGCUGCAGCUCACCAAUCAGAGUAGACGCACAGAUAGCUCUGCAGUGACCCCGCCCCCAGAAGACAAGCAGGUCACCAUAACAGCAGAUUACACAGAAGGCAUGGGAGGCCGGCGGUUGUCAGACGGGGACGAUCUCUGAGUGUAGCUGUGUUGACUCGAGGCAGCUGAUCGCCACUGAGCUGCAGACAAAGAGACGGGCCUGCCACACCAGCUACAACUGAACAGUCUGUCAUCUUGCCAGUCUGACCUCCUCUAACAUCUAGCCAGCAGUGUGAGAACAGAUGGACACACAAUGAAAGGGUCGACCCCACCACCACAUUAAUACACACACACAUACAAACACUUCCACACAGCACAUGAUGCACAAAUCACAGGCACCGCUUAACACAGAGAGAGCUUUGUAAGUGAAAAUACAGGACUUGGAUUUGUGUUUUACUGUCAUGCUGCAGUUACACUCAGCACAUUUAGGUUCCCCUUCAGCAGAUUAUACCGCAGAAAUUCCACAGACAACUAGUUUUGCUCUGACUAAAAUAAUCACCUAGUUUCCCUAGUGCUCUUUGGACUGAGUAUCUGUGUCCACCACCACCUCUUUUUAAAAACAAAAUCCUCACAGCACUGAAACAAUUCUUGUGGGCGCGCUGGUCGCAGCUCUUAAAUUUUGCUUGGUGAUAAUUUAAGAAAUGAAUUGAAGCUCGGUACUCAUACGCUAAAAGUUGAAAUUUUAACUUUGGAGUGCCAAAAACACCAAGCCUACAGUGCUGGCGAUGGAAACAGAGACUUAACCUAUGAAGCAUUGUAAAAAGAGGUUGUUGGUGGACACAAGCCGUUAAGCUGCAUAACAACCAAAUCCUCCUCUCCUUCCUUGGUGGGAAUAUUGUGAGAGGGUCAAAAUAACUUACCUGAGAUUAAUAAUUUAGAGCAUAAUUUUUUUGUUUCAAGGGGAGUUGUACUUCCCUGUUAUAUUGUCUGCCAUAUUGGUAGAAUGCUAUGAAUGUAAUGCCUGCAAGGGCCUUUAAAACUAGGAAAUUAGUCAUUUAAAACGUUGCUGUGGUUGUGGAAUGUAUGCAAGUAUACUUAACAUGCCCCAAAACAAACUUGUGUAACACGAUAGCCCCCCCACCCCCCCGGUGUGAAGACCUAUUGAUAGCUGGAUAUGUAAACAAACCAAGCGACCCUGCAUGGGACCCGCGGAGACACGCACACACACUCACAUAAUAACCUUGUAGUUGCUGUCAGCUGACGUCCAGGUGACUCAAAACAUGCUUGAAUGUCAGCUCCUCUCAGGUUGACAUAAACACCUGUGGCUAAAGUACACGUGGCUAAUGGCUCAGAGCAGCUGUUGCCAAAGCGACCAUCAUGUACUUGAAACUAUUGGUAAGGAGCUGGCAGGUGUGAAGCUGGUGUAGGAGUCAGAGCAAUGACUGCAGCAUAUGAACAGUCCUUGCUAGAGUGGCUCUCAGCAUUAGAUCAGUUCAGACCGCAGAUGCCCAUUAAAAAAAUGAUGACCUCACUUGGACUGAAGCAUAGUGAAAAUACUGCCCGUGCAGACGACUUAAGUUGUGGGAAGAAAAAGAUGAGUUUUGUAAUAGU
Messenger RNA from Epinephelus fuscoguttatus (brown-marbled grouper), 4847 nucleotides. RefSeq names its product zinc finger CCCH-type containing 7Bb (gene zc3h7bb). The transcript is spliced from 23 exons. Gene Ontology annotation, molecular function: protein binding; metal ion binding; miRNA binding. Lineage: Eukaryota; Metazoa; Chordata; Actinopteri; Perciformes; Serranidae. Bases 70 to 3396 code for a protein of 1108 amino acids. Gene Ontology annotation, biological process: miRNA processing. The record is from RefSeq and is a predicted model, not a curated record.